This is a messenger RNA of Phycomyces blakesleeanus NRRL 1555(-), 1167 nucleotides long. RefSeq lists its product as hypothetical. Bases 26 to 1045 code for a protein of 339 amino acids. The transcript has 16 exons. Lineage: Eukaryota; Fungi; Mucoromycota; Mucoromycetes; Mucorales; Phycomycetaceae. The record is from RefSeq and is a predicted model, not a curated record.
GAACAGCUCACCCUACUUUUGUUUGAUGUUGGCAGUGGUAAUUUACUCUGUUAAUGUUGAACGUGCUGAUUGCGGAAACAGUAGUGUGGUAAUUUACUCUGCUAAUGUUGAACGUGCUGAUUGCGGAAACAGUAGUGUGGUAAUUUACUCUGCUAAUGUUGAACGUGCUGAUUGCGGAAACAGUAGUGUGGUAAUUUACUCUGUUAAUGUUGAACGUGCUGAUUGCGGAAACAGUAGUGUGGUAAUUUACUCUGCUAAUGUUGAACGUGCUGAUUGCGGAAACAGUAGUGUGGUAAUUUACUCUGUUAAUGUUGAACGUGCUGAUUGCGGAAACAGUAGUGCAGUGGUAAUUUACUCUGCUAAUGUUGAACGUGCUGAUUGCGGAAACAGUAGUGUGGUAAUUUACUCUGCUAAUGUUGAACGUGCUGAUUGCGGAAACAGUAGUGUGGUAAUUUACUCUGCUAAUGUUGAACGUGCUGAUUGCGGAAACAGUAGUGCAGUGGUAAUUUACUCUGCUAAUGUUGAACGUGCUGAUUGCGGAAACAGUAGUGUGGUAAUUUACUCUGCUAAUGUUGAACGUGCUGAUUGCGGAAACAGUAGUGCAGUGGUAAUUUACUCUGCUAAUGUUGAACGUGCUGAUUGCGGAAACAGUAGUGUGGUAAUUUACUCUGCUAAUGUUGAACGUGCUGAUUGCGGAAACAGUAGUGUGGUAAUUUACUCUGCUAAUGUUGAACGUGCUGAUUGCGGAAACAGUAGUGCAGUGGUAAUUUACUCUGCUAAUGUUGAACGUGCUGAUUGCGGAAACAGUAGUGGUAAUUCACCCUACUUUUGUUUGAUGUUAGCAGUGGUAAUUUACUCUACUAAUGUUAAACGUGCUGAUUGCGGAAACAUUAGUGGUAAUUCACCCUACUUUUAUUUGAUGUUGGCAGUGGUAAUUUACUCUGCUAAUGCUGGUUAUGUUGGCUAUGGAAAUAGUAGUGGUAAAAUAUUACCUCUGGCGUACAUAUUUAAACAGGUCCUCUUCAAGUUUAGAAACUAUAAUUGAUUGAUAGCUAUUGAUGUACACGUAAAUUAUAUAUUAAAUUCUUCCUUAUUUCCUUUUACAAUUCACACCAAAACUGCAUUAAGAGUGCUUCCCCUCAUCAAUAAUAAUAAUGACAUUCAGAU